Messenger RNA from Neolamprologus brichardi, 1005 nucleotides. The record is from RefSeq and is a predicted model, not a curated record. NCBI's taxonomy places the organism in Eukaryota, Metazoa, Chordata, Actinopteri, Cichliformes, Cichlidae.
AUGAGAUACCGCUUAAAAGUUGUUGGAGACUUGCCGGUGUUGUCCCACGGCUUUUAUGGAAUAAUACCGUCCAGUUUGAAGCUUGCGUCACGGGAGGACAAGGCUCUGUGUCCAGCAGUGUCAGCACUCGCGGACACAAAAGGUUACAAAAAGUUGCUGUUCCGCACAUUCAGUUCAACGCCAGCGAGCACAGUCGUGAGUUAUGAGCAGCUGAAGGAGCUCCUGGUUGGGCGGAAAGCGGUAGUUAUAGAUGUGCGAGAGCCCUGGGAGCUCCGAGAAUACGGCUUCAUCCCCGGCUCCAUUAACGUCCCCCUGGCGCAAGUGAACACUGCACUCCAGCUGGGUCCAGAAGACUUCAAAGAAAAGUAUGGUGGUGAAUUACCCCACCAGACAGAUAACGUUGUGUUUACUUGUUUGGCGGGAAUCAGGAGCAAGACUGCGCUGAACACGGCCAUCACACUGGGAUACAAAGAUGUUCGGCAUUAUUCUGGAGGAUGGCAAGACUGGGUGAAGCAUGAGCAGCAUAAUCAGUGAUCAUGGAGCUGGAAAGAUAUUUAUAUAUUUAUUUGAAGGUAUUUUUGCAAUUAUUCGAGUUUAGAAUGUGAAGUGAUGGCGCAGCCUUGUAAAGGGCUUAAAAAAAUCAUCAUGGCUCCUUAUUUCAAUGUUAAAAUCUCAAAGAGGUGAAACCAGUUUGCUUAAAUACACAUCUGCCAUACAAUAUUACUUGAAACCCCUCUUUAAUUUCUCUCAGGCUUAACCUCCUUCUAAACCCUUUACAGCUUUUUGAAAAAAAGCUCAAAGAAUAUUCUGAAGUGCUAAAGAUUAACUAUGCAAAUAAAGUCUUCCACUCCAUAAUGUGAACUAUUUUAUUAUUUCCUGUUGACAUAUUAUAAAUAUUAAAUUGCUCAACAGGCAGUGCAGACUUUGCCAAUACUUAAUGCAUUUAUUAAUAAAUGUACUAUUUAAUAAAGUUAUCAAAGCUAAAUAAACUAAUAUUUAACUUGA